GGAGCGGGGAGGGAAGUCGCUCCAAGUGGGGAGCUCCGGAUGACUCCCGCAAGGACGCAUCAGCAGGGGGAACGGCUUCCGUGAAGACGAACGAGAGAGUGCGUGAACAAAAAGUGGAAAAGAAGACGGAGAAGAGGACGACGAGGCAGGCGGUAAAAAGGAGGAGGAGGAGCCUGUGAAGACGAGUUGAUGGAUUUGAUUCACAUUUUUAGAAGGAAUUGCGACUCUUUCAGAGUAGGAGGGGAAAACUUGGCGGGAAGACGAAGAGAGGAGACGAGAGUGUGACGGAACACAUCAUCGCUGCUUUGUUUUUGUCUUACCCCGCAGGACACCACUGCCCCCCCCCCUCCCUUUCUCUCCGUCCAUGUGUUAGCAUGUUUGUAGCUGCGUGAUGAAGCCUUGCCGGCUAAAUCUGUUCGGGGGCGGGGGUGACGGUGGGGGUUGAGGACAGGCGAGCACGUGGAAGUCAAGGUGGUCAGAGUGAGCUAGCGAAGCGGGGGCAGACUACCAAUGAGCUGCUUCUGUGAGUCCAAUUAAAGCUGCUCGUCAUCCUGCUGACGACCAGAUCGCCGGCUUGAAAGGCAGAGACGCUCAGACGGAACUAAGAGGAAGACGAAAGCACAAGCAAGAGUCUGAUACGUUCCAGUCAGCAGCCUCCGCUCUCGUCUCAUUGAUUUAAUUACAUUCUCAUCUCACGUUUGGACACCUCCCCACCCCCCUCAUUCUUUUCUUUUCUGCAAGCCCUCUGUGGUUUGUAUUCCGCCGUCCUCCCCUGUCCCUCCUUCCCUCCCUCCUCUUUUGCGUCGCGCGCUGUCUCAUCCUCUCUCGCUCGCUGUCACACAAACUGCGGUGGAUGCUCGCCUAGAAGCCUCCUUGUUUGGAGCGCGAUUUUUCUUUCUGCCGAGUCGGACCAUCAGCGGCGUCUCGGAUCAGGAGAGAGGCAGAGAUGACCAACAAGUCCCCUGUGCUGAGUUAACGGCGUAAAGAUAUCAGAGGGUGUCUUCCAAUAUCGUUGUGGUCCCGACGAGCAUCCGGGUGUGGAUUACAGUAGUGGAUUUGCCCUGGAGCUUCAUGUGGGCCUCAGCCCCUGAGGUCGGGCUGGGAAAUGUGGUUGUAGGAGCUCUGUGGGCGGCCAUGGCCCAAGAGGGGCGCUGUCUCCGGCGGGGAUCCCCGGCCGUAACCAGAAGGGGCGGUGAGGGGCGUCCCGCGAGGCCGACUGUCGCUCGGGUCACUUCCACUCUGCUGUCAAGGACACGCCUCCACGGCCUGAGGCAAGUUUGCGUCCCCGGUGGCUCUGUGGGCCGCCGGGUCUUCUGGCUGCUGGCCCUCUGCACCUCCCUCGGGCUCCUUCUGUCCUGGUCGUCCAACCGACUGCUCCACUGGCUCUCCUUCCCCACUUAUACACGCGUCCACACAGAGUGGGCCAAAGAACUGGCCUUCCCCGUGGUCACCAUCUGCAACAACAACCCCAUCCGCCUCUACAAGCUCACCAAGAGCGACUUGUACUUUGCCGGCCACUGGUUGGGCUUACUGCUGGCCAACCGGACCGUGAGGCCCAUGGUCCUGGACUUGCUCCAGGAGGACCGUCUGGCCUGGUUCGGGAAGCUGUCGGACUUCCGUCUCUUUCUGCCUCCCAGGAACUUUGAGGGGACCAACUUGGAGUUUAUGGACCGACUGAGCCACCAGCUGGACGACAUGCUCCUCUCCUGCAAGUACAGAGGAGAACCCUGCGGUGCUCACAACUUCUCAUCUGUGUUCACCAGGUACGGCAAGUGCUACAUGUUCAACGCGGCCGAGGACGGCAAGUCGCUGCGCACCACCAUGAAGGGCGGCACGGGGAACGGACUGGAGAUCAUGCUGGACAUCCAGCAGGACGAGUACCUGCCGGUGUGGGGGGACACAGAGGACACAGCAUUUGAGGCGGGGGUGCGAGUGCAGAUCCACAGCCAGGCGGAGCCCCCGUUUGUGCACGAGCUGGGCUUCGGCGUGGCGCCCGGCUUCCAGACCUUUGUCGCCACGCAGGAACAGCGGCUGACCUACCUGCCUCCCCCGUGGGGAGAAUGCGAGUCCAAGGCUCUGGAGUCGGGCUUCUUCCAGGUUUACAGCGUGACCGCCUGCAGGAUCGACUGCGAGACGCGCUACAUCGUGGAGAACUGCAACUGCAGGAUGGUACACAUGCCCGGUGAUGCCUCAUACUGCACCCCCGAGCAGUACAAAGACUGCGCAGAGCCCGCCCUCGCUAAGCUGUCAGCGGCGGAGAGCAGCAGCUGCAUGUGCAGGACACCAUGCAACGUGACGCGUUACAACAAGGAGCUGUCCAUGGUCAAAAUCCCCAGCAAGACGUCAGCGCGCUACCUGCAGAAGAAGUUCAACAAGUCGGAGAAGUACAUCUCGGACAACAUUUUGGUGUUGGACGUGUUCUUCGAAGCACUCAACUACGAGACCAUCGAGCAGAAAAAAGCCUACGAGGUGGCAGGCCUGCUGGGUGACAUCGGGGGUCAGAUGGGCCUCUUCAUCGGCGCCAGCAUCCUCACCAUCCUGGAGCUCUUUGACUACGCCUACGAGGUGGUGCGAGACAGACUACUGGACUUGCUGAGUCCAGAGGACGAGGAGGAGGGUCGCAGGGGAGAUGUGACUUCCUGCGAUCCGGUAGCCAACCACUCGGAGUCCAUCAGCCACAGUGUGGCCGUCCCUUUGCAGACCACCUUGGGCACCUUGGAGGAGAUCGCCUGCUGAGGCCCCGCCCCCCCUCCGCCAAGGCUGCCUCACACAGCCAACACUCUCUGUUGGGACAUAGCUGGAGGAUGCAAACAAGGACGACGAGGGCACUCAAUCAUGCCGCCGCUUCUUGAGGCGCUAAAAACUUUUUAGGCCGGGGGGGGGGGGUCGAGGGACUGGAACAGGGGGCGGGAGGCGGAGGCUUACCCACCUUAGUACCGUCCAUUAGUGGCUGGCUGCCACGUGGACACAGUGGAGUGAUGCUAAGCUGCCGUUUGUCACUCUUAAUGUGUGGCUCUCAUGUAAGCGCGCUGCUGGUGCCGCCCUCUGCUGGACGCCCUGGGAGGCGGGGCCACAUCUGGAAUGUACAGCUUGAACUCUGAUCCCAUUUCAGGUCCAAAAAGGCGACCAAUCUUACAUCUUUCAAAACAGUUAACUUCACCUCUGACGUCUUGGGCUCAUCUGACCGUUUGAUUUGAAAAGAAGGAUCUUUGAAGGGAUGUCACACUCCCGUUGUUAUUUAAGGUGCAAAGGUAAGUUUUGUAUGGUGGCGUAUCUGCGUGUACUGACAUGGUGUUUUGUCCAUCAACCAAAAGAUGCCAAACCAAUGGAAGACAAUUUGUCCCAAAAAAUAUCUCAACAGAAUGCUUUUUUUGUACUUUUUUGUAAUUAUGCUGUAAAAUAAUAAAUGUGUGUGUUUUUUCCCCUCCCCCACCCACCACCACAUGGACACAAAGAGUUGGUGUGACCUAACAGGCGGUGACAUUUCGAACUUGGUGAAUGUCAAGGACACAAUUUGGGAUGCAGCCUCACCUCAGCAGCAGCGUGUGGAAUAUUUGUGAUGAUUUUUUUUUAUUAUUCCUGCGAUCAUCCCAGCAUGAUCAUCUCACUCGCUCGCUCGCUCGCAAUGAAAACCUCACUGGACUUUUUGCUUUUUGUUACGAUGAAUUCUGAUUUCCCGUCUGCGCUUCAAAGCCUCCGUCUUCGUGUUCCGUGUCAUUCCCAAACGCAAACACACUUCCUCCUGCUCCUCGGGCAGUGCCAAAAAAAAAAGCAUUGUGUGUUUUCAGUGUGGAACCAUUAAAUGAAUACGUUGUUUUGCA
Molecule: messenger RNA, 3821 nt
Organism: Dunckerocampus dactyliophorus (ringed pipefish)
Lineage: Eukaryota; Metazoa; Chordata; Actinopteri; Syngnathiformes; Syngnathidae
Gene: asic2
Product: acid-sensing (proton-gated) ion channel 2
Exons: 10
Coding region: 1072-2736 (554 amino acids)
Biological process (GO): sodium ion transmembrane transport
Cellular component (GO): membrane
Molecular function (GO): ligand-gated sodium channel activity
Source: RefSeq, a predicted model, not a curated record